CCAAACUGUCAGCUUGUGUUAAUAAUUGGUUUGGGUCGGAGAGCAGCAGUCGGUAUAAUUAUUAGAAGUUCAAAGUGAAGUAAUAGAGGUAUAAAUAUCGCUCUUAAUCUCACAUCCAGUGCAUUCAGUACCCAUCGAGCUGAAGGAGGCAAACCGAUUACAACUCUCCAAGUUUACAGGACUGCCUCUUGCAUUAUUUGGUUGUUAUUUUGCACUCGAGACAUUUGUCUCCUACUACCGAGCGGGUAGUGGAUUUUCUUUUCGACAUUUUUCUUCACGCUGUAUCGUCGAUAUAGCCCGGGAGAUGUGGUGGAUGCUAUUCCCGCGGUGGAUAUGGUUUUUCGUUGGACAGUGCUUUGUCCUGCUUCCAGACAGUGGGGUAAAGGCCAUGUCCCUAACAAAAGUUGUGUACUCUCACGCGGGCAUGUGUCCGAACGACAUGAACCCGAACCUGUGGGUGGAUGCCAUGAGCACCUGCUUGCGAGAGUGUGAGUCUGAUCAGGACUGCGAGACAUUUGAGAAAUGCUGCCCCAAUGUCUGCGGGAACAAGAGCUGUGUGGCUGCGCGCUAUGUGGAUGUGAAGGGCAAGAAGGGUCCCGUGGGCAUGCCGAAGGGGGCCACCUGCGACAAGUUCAUGUGCACCCAGCAGGGCUCGGAGUGCGACAUCUGGGACGGCCAGCCGGUGUGCAAGUGCCGGGACCGGUGCGAACGCGAGCCCCACUUCACCUGUGCCUCGGACGGCAUGACGUACUACAACCUGUGCUACAUGGACGCCGAGGCCUGCUCCAAGGGCAUCUCCCUCACGGUGGUCACCUGCAGGUACCACCACACCUGGCCCCACACCAGCCCCGUUCCUCCAGAGACCACCAUCCGCCCCACCACCGCCCUCCUGGAGACCACGCCCCUGGACGCCCUGCCUCCCACGGUGGCCGGAAGCCCUGCCCACCAGUCGGUGGUGGUGGGCGAAACGGCCAGCUUCCUGUGCGAGGUGACGGGGAGGCCGGCCCCCGAAAUCACCUGGGAGAAGCAGGUGGAGGGGCAGGAGAACACGGUCAUGCGCCCGAACCACGUGCGCGGGAACGUGGUGGUCACCAACAUGGCGCAGCUGGUCAUCUACAACGCUCAGCCGCAGGACGCCGGCAUUUACACCUGCACCGCCAGGAACGCCCGCGGCACUGCCCAGGCCCACUUCCCGCUGUCCGUGGUGAAGAAGGAGCCCAUGGAAGAGGACGCGCUCACCAACUCCACCGCUUUCCCCUCCGAUGAGUGCCUGAAACCGCCAGACAGCCAGAACUGCGGGGUGGAGAACACCAGCUGGUACUACGAGGCCAAGAAGAACAACUGCUUCACCUUCAGCUACGGCAACUGCGACAACAACCGCAACCACUUCCACACCUACGAGGCCUGCAUGCGCGCCUGCGGUCUGGAGGUGGCCGGGGCCUGCGGCCUGCCCAGCCUGCAGGGCCCCUGCAAGGCCUACGAGCCUCGCUGGGCCUACAGCCUCGCCCUGCGUGCCUGCCAGUCCUUCAUCUACGGCGGCUGCGGGGGCAACGACAACAACUUCGAGAGCAAGGAGGCCUGCGAGGAGAGCUGCCCCUUCCCGCGGAGCCAGGACUGCAAGGCCUGCAAGCCCCGGCAGAAGAUGGUCAACGGCUUCUGCAAGAGCGACUUCGUCAUCCUGGGCCGCAUGACGGAGCUCACGGAGGACCAGGACUCGGGCCACGCCCUGGUCACCGUGGAGGAGAUCCUGAAGGACGAGAAGAUGGGCCUCAAGUUCUUCGGCCAGGAGCCCCUGGAGGUCACCCUGCUGAACAUGGACUGGAAAUGCCCGUGCCCCAAUGUCACCAGCACCGACAGCCAGAUGAUCAUCAUGGGCGACGUCCACAACGGCAUGGCGGUCCUGCAGCCCGACAGCUACGUGGGCGUGUCCAGCGCCCGGCGUCUACGCAAGCUCCGCGAGGUGAUCCACAAGAAGACCUGCGACCUCCUAAAAGAGUUUCCCAGCGUGCAGUAGCCCUGCCUCCUGGAACCGCCCGGAAAGGGUUUGCCUGCGUUCCCCGCGUUGUUCUGGAGAGUAGUGGUUGAAUUUUAAAAAGUAGUUUUGAAACUAGCUCUAUGUAUAUCUUAUACAGUAUAUUCUUUCAUUUUCUGAAAGAGGUAUCAGCUUUCCUAGUCCUCAAUUAAAAUGAAUGAAAAACAAUUUAUGAAGAAUAUGCAAGAUUUAGCUGCCAUAUUCCAUUCAGUAUAUUUUAUAAUCUGUGGUUCUUGAUUCUUUGUGUUUUCCUGACAAAUUGGUAUACAAUGCAAUACAACAUCAACAACAACAGCAAUUAUAAUGGUAAUGUAAAACAUUUUAAUGCUGAUUCAUUAUUUGCUAAUAAGAAGCCAUUCCAAUACUGAAAAUUGUAUUUCAAUAUUGGCAAAUGUCAAGUUUGUCAUUCUGAUAUAAACAAGUUCAACAGACCAUAAGGACCAAUACUGUCAACUAUCAACAGAAUUUUCUCUUGACUGUCUUUAUUUGUGAAGUAUAUUUUUCUAUAGUAAUGUAUAGCAGUUAAGAAAUGUGAUAGUGUGUGAUUAUUUCCCGACAUGGCUGACACCAGCCCCUACAUGACUUCAGCAUCACAAGGAUGAAAACAUUAAUUUGAGGGCAGAAGCUGUCAGAGCUGCAGACAGUAUCCUCUGAAGUUUACAGUCUCAUCAUGUGAGCUCAUUGGCCCAUUAUGACCUGAAAUGGAGUGUGCCUGGAAAAGCCUGGUUUUAUGAACCCUUGCAUGAUUGGCUGCAAAAUGAAUUUUCCCUAGGUUGUCGAUGCAAAUGAGAAUGACAUUCUUAGUUUAGAUUACGUGGUUAGAGGUAAGAAGUUCACAGACUACCUGGUUAAAUCGUGGUAAAGUAGCUAACUUCCAGGUUAAAUAAUAGUUUAAAAAAAACACAUGAAUGUUGCAGUCAUGUUCUCCUGUUUAGCAAUGGGAGAGGAAUGGAUGUGAAGAAUACAAAAUAUCUCAGCUGUAACUCAACAUGUGAGAGCUGGUCUUGGUCUCUGUCUGACUGAACAGUAUGUUUUUGUGUUGAGUUUGCUUUCAUAGGAUGUCAUCUGGGCGAGCGGGAGGGGGUCACAUAACAUUUUGGACAUAAAACCACAACAUUUAAUUCCUGAGUCAAAUCCCCCAUGAAUCUAAUCUGCCCUCUCUUUAUUCAUAAAACUGGCCCUAGUUUAUAGUACAAAAUGCAUUUUCUACUGGGCUACAAAUUUAUAUAUUUUACAGUAGCUACCAAUAAUUAGACCAUUUGGUUUGUUAAGAAAGGAAACAGGAUUGAUUUUGUCAAUGAAUAUUUACUUUACCUUAAAUUGUUCUGAGAUUUUCUUUGCACAUGUGAAAUGACCUUCUGCCUUUCAUGUUUUAUUUUAAACCUGUUGUUGCACCUUGGCAUUGAUGAUAUCAAUUGCUAUAGCGUAACUGUGGUCCCCAUGCAGAUGAAAUGCAGUAUCCAUUAUGUAAUAUAUUCCAAAUCAGUGUUACUAAGUGUACUUAAAAUAUAAUGUGUUUCCUGAAAAUGCAGUUAUUUCCAUAGGAAAUAGGAACCAUAGGAAUCAAUUGGACGGACCUGAUAAUUAAACUAUAAAUUAAAGGCAUCUGUAUUUUUAUCCACU
Conger conger (European conger) is the source of this 3655-nucleotide messenger RNA. RefSeq names its product WAP, Kazal, immunoglobulin, Kunitz and NTR domain-containing protein 2-like. NCBI's taxonomy places the organism in Eukaryota, Metazoa, Chordata, Actinopteri, Anguilliformes, Congridae. The transcript is spliced from 2 exons. Bases 305 to 2014 code for a protein of 569 amino acids. Gene Ontology annotation, molecular function: protein binding; serine-type endopeptidase inhibitor activity. Gene Ontology annotation, cellular component: extracellular region. The record is from RefSeq and is a predicted model, not a curated record.